GAGGCCCGGCCUGGAGGGAGGCCGCGCGCCCCGGGGUGGCUGGGCCAGUGCCCUCUGCUCGCCAACUUGGGUCAAGCGGAGGCCAACUUUCCUCGGCACGCUGUAGUUCUCGCUCCGUCCCGGGUCUUUUCCUUUGAAUGGUUCAUUGAGAGUCGGGCGUGAUAGCUUAACCUGUAAUCUCAACACCCAGGAGGCUGAGGCAGGAGGAUAGCCAUGAUGUUGAGGCUGACCUGGAUUAGAGUCAAACUCUGCCUCCAAAAAUAAAAGAAAAAAAAAAUUCACUUGAAAAUGUAAAGAGCCGCAGGACAUGCAGCCUCUGUUAACGCAAUGCCUGCCGGAUCUUAGCUCGGAUGCACUGAUUGUGUUUUUCUCUAGUAAACUUUAAAUACCGGGAUGUUAAGAUUCCAAAGGUACUCCAUGUUUCCCUAUCCUCUGAAGAGUUUGGGUCGAGACUGGACCUCACCGUGGGAAGAUCUGCAGAGGUAUUGCUGGAACAGACACAUUUCCAGUUGUCUGAGGUGGCCUGGACAUUACUCACGUUCGCCAUACCCAUACUUCAGUAGCAGGCAUUUCUCACUGAACUGUAGACCACCUCUGCUGUUUGAAUCUGGAACUCAGUUUCAGUACUGUAAUUGGAGACCUGACCAUCUAAGCAACACAUCUUUGAUCCGGCUCUCCAGUUACAUCAUGAACUCUGACAGAGAUGAACCCUCAUCCAAACGAAGAAAACACCAUGGAACAAUAAAAAGGAAUUGGGAGUAUUUAUGUAGCCAUAAUAAAGAAAAGAUGAAGGAUCUAGACGGCAGAGAUGUUGACUCCACGUGUGAGGACAAUGAAGAAAAGUUUGACUUUUCAGUGAUGUCUUACAAUAUACUCUCACAAGAUUUACUGGAGGAUAACUCGCACCUCUACAGACAUUGCCGACGUCCAGUGUUACACUGGAGUUUUCGGUUUCCCAAUAUUCUGAAGGAAAUCAAACAUUUUGACGCAGAUGUGCUUUGUCUGCAGGAAGUCCAAGAAGAUCACUAUGGAGCAGAAAUCAGGCCGAGUCUAGAGUCACUGGGCUAUCACUGUGAAUAUAAGAUGAAGACAGGAAGGAAACCUGAUGGCUGUGCCAUUUGCUUCAAACAUUCCAAAUUUUCACUCCUGUCAGUGAACCCAGUAGAGUUCUGCCGCCGUGAUAUUCCUCUGUUGGACAGAGACAACAUUGGAUUAGUUUUACUCUUGCAACCCAAAAUCCCACGUGCUGCCUCUCCCUCCCUCUGUGUAGCUAACACACAUCUGCUGUACAACCCACGGCGAGGUGAUAUAAAGCUGACCCAGCUGGCAAUGCUGCUAGCAGAGAUUUCCAGUGUGGCCCAUCGGAAAGACGGUAGCUUCUGUCCCAUCAUCAUGUGUGGUGACUUUAAUUCUGUUCCUGGUUCUCCACUCUAUAGUUUCAUAAAGGAAGGAAAAUUGAACUAUGAAGGACUUGCAAUUGGAAAGGUAUCUGGCCAGGAACAGUCUUCACGGGGACAGAGAAUUUUAUCUAUUCCAAUUUGGCCCCCAAACCUAGGCAUCUCACAGAACUGUGUGUAUGAGGCACAGCAGGUUCCCAGAGUAGAAAAGACAGAUAGCGAUCUGACACAAGCUCAGCUGGAGAAGACAGAGGUCCUAGUGUCAGCUGAAAAGGUGCCUUCACAUCUGCGGCACCACUUCAGCUUGUCAUCUGUUUAUUCUCAUUACCUUCCUGACACUGGACUUCCAGAGGUGACCACCUGCCACUCCCAAAGCGCCAUAACUGUUGAUUAUAUCUUCUACUCUGCAGAGAAGGAGGCCGCCGCCCGCAGUCCAGGAGCUGAAGUGGCUUUGGUUGGUGGCUUGAAACUUCUGGCUAGACUGUCGCUUCUUACAGAACAAGACCUGUGGACUGUGAAUGGACUUCCCAAUGAACACAACUCUUCAGACCACCUGCCUCUACUGGCUAAGUUCAGGCUCGAACUCUGACUCCGUUGCUCGGUCACACAAUUUCCUGUCUUCUGAGAGGCUGUAAAGAUAGUCGUAACUGUUUGCAUGCUGUUCAUUUCUGUGCUUGGGGUUCUGAGUUUGCUCUAUGCUUGAAACAGGUUGGGAGAAACAAGUUUACAACAGUUUUUUUUAAAUGAAAUUAUUUUCCUGACAACUGAUGUCUAACCACUUUACUGUAAAAAGAUAUAAAUAACUUCUGAGUCCUGGUAAAGUGAACAGCAUUUUGAAGUGUAGUUCAUCUCCUUGGCUCUCCAGACAUGAAUUCAUUGCUUUUCAGUCCAUCCAGUGGACCUACCAGGACUUGCAAAGCUCAGGUUGUUGCCUUUUCUGGAGGCCUAAUUUCAGUGGGAGAAGCCUGUGCUUGUUGAGAACUAAUCAGUUCUUAGACAUCACGGGGCCAUUCAUUCACAGGAGUACAACCACGUCAGCUUCUGAGAGGUUGAUGACGCUCUUGAGUUGUACUAAUAUAUAGACCCGCUUCACCGCCAUCCGGAGCUGGGGACGUGCCUGUACUUUGUUGAGGAAAUAGUUGAGAAAUGCAGGUCACUUUCAUAAGAGGGCAAAGCUCUUAGCCAGAUAAUGGUGGUACAUAUUUGUAACCUUAGCGUUUGGGAGGUGAAGGCAGAAUUAACCAGUUAAAGCCAGCUUUAGCUACAUAGCAAGUUUGAGGCCAGCCUGAGCUACAUGAAACCCUAUCUGUAAAACACAACAAAACCUGGGCGCUGGUGGUCCAUGCUUUUAAUCGCAGCACUUGGCAGGCAAAUCUCUGAGUUCAAGGCCAGCCUGGUCUACAGAGUGAGUUCCAGGACAGCCAGGACUAUUACACAGAGAAACCCUGUCUCAAAAACCGAAAAGAGGUCAAAGUCCUUUAUGUAAGCCCACCCCUGUUCUGUAGAGGGGUUGCCUGCAGGAAAGCAGAUGAGCCAGGUGCAGCCAUGCACAUUCUUCAUGCCAGCAUCUAGGAGACAGGCAGGAGAAUCACUGCAUGUUCCAGGCUAGUCAGGGCUACACAGCAAGACCCUGUCUCAAAGACAGACAAAGCAGUGGCAGACCCUGGCUUGUACCUCUGUCCCCCUGUUCUUCCUUUCUGUUUAGUGACAAUAGAAGGCCCUUGGGUCAGGAGUGACAUUUUGUUGAACCAGUUUUGUAUAAAUUUUAAAAAAACAGUCUUUGGAAGGAAGUGGCAGCUCUACAGUAUUUGUCAUUCACCUCCAACACGCAGAAGAGCCAACAUGCUCCCAGAGCAUAGGGAGGAGGCACAGCUUAGACUUGGGAGCCCCACUCCACCCUUUUGUAAGCUGGUGGACUGUUGGCUGCAGGGCUGUGCUUUCUGGUACAGUGGUGCAGCAGUGUGACAUGCGCUCACACUGUCCGUGAUGCUCACCGCAGGUCUGAUAAGCCCUGUACACAUGUCUAGUGAAAAACUUACAUAGAAGUAGAAAUUCCUCUGCUUUCUAAGGUAGUAGAAUCAGACUGCUGCAUCUUUACUAAGUCCUUACUGUGCAGUAAGUUACAGAUGUUUUCUACAGUGAGUUUUAUUAAUAGAAUGCUUUAAAUUAAGACAAUAAGUCUUGGCAAUUUACAUUUUUAACUCAUUACAUUGUUAUUUUAGGUGUACUAGAUGAUUGCCUCAGAGGUGUACAGAUUGUGAAGACAUGGCCAGUGAGAUCUGUAGUAAACAAAGGGUCUCAACUUUGGUUUUCAUGGACAGUAUUAACUAUGGUGCCAAGAUGCCCACAGUUUUCAGGGCUUUGUGGAGUGCUAAGGAUCCUGGUUAGUCUUUAUCAAAUUAGUGGUAAUUGUUCCUUUUUAAUAUUGGGGGGGGGUGAGUGGUAUUGGUAUAAACAUCACUGUUGGCAAACUAACAUUCCUGAAAACCUCUGUAAAAAGUUUUUUAUAUCCUAAUGAAUAUAUUACGAGUUUAGCCCCAUUUCAUACACUUCUCUUUGAUAGUUAACCCAUAAAUUACUGUUCAAUGUUAACCUGUGGCCACAGACACUUUUCACAAGCUUUUAGAGCUCCAAUAAAAAUUAUCUAUUUUCUUUACUGUUCUUGACAGAAGAUCUGGCAGCUCCUCUGGGCCUUGUGUUUAUCUGCCAAGCACAAUCUGAUCUGGCUGACUGCAGAAGUCAGAUCUCACAGUUUAUAAAGUGUGUAGUGUGUGUGUGUGUGCAAUCUGAUCUGGCUGACUGCAGAAGUCAGAUCUCACAGUUUAUAAAGUGUUUACUGUGUGUGUGUGUGUGUGUGUGUGUGUGUGUGUGUGUGUUAGACACGUGUGUCUAGAGGCCAGAGGUGAGCCUUGGGUAUUGUUCCUCAGGAGCCAUCCACCUUUUAUUUUUAAGAUAGUCUCUCACUGGCCUGCAACAUGCCAAAGUAGGGUAAACUGGCUAGCCAGCAAGGCUGAGACCCUCCUGUCUCUGCCUCCCUCGUGUGGGAUUACAUGUGGAUCCCUGGCUUCCCUUGUGGGUCCUGAGGCUCACACUCAGGUCCUCCUCUAACUGAGCCGUCUUCCCAGCCUCCUGCUGGCCAAGUCUUAUAUGCAAAGGGAAACUGUAAAGUGAUGAUAGUCUAGUUUUAGUGCACCUUUUGCCAUCAAGACAGUAAGCAUGCUCAAAAUCUUGUCUUUUGGGAUUUAGCAUCUGCUAGCUUUUAAGCUUUUGUUUUUUUUGUUUUUGUUUUUGUUUUUUAAAAUGAGUUCUUUUACUUUGUCCCUGUAAGCUGUAAUAAAGUAUUAUAUUUGCA
Messenger RNA from Peromyscus leucopus (white-footed mouse), 4749 nucleotides. It is a transcript of the gene Angel2, whose product is annotated as angel homolog 2. NCBI's taxonomy places the organism in Eukaryota, Metazoa, Chordata, Mammalia, Rodentia, Cricetidae. The record is from RefSeq and is a predicted model, not a curated record. Gene Ontology annotation, molecular function: mRNA 3'-UTR binding; 3'-5'-RNA exonuclease activity. The coding region runs from base 394 to 1986 and encodes 530 amino acids. Gene Ontology annotation, biological process: 3'-UTR-mediated mRNA stabilization. The transcript is spliced from 9 exons.